AUGCUUGCUGGCUGUAUGCAUAAGAAUGGUCUUCCGGAUAAUGAACUAUUCUCUCGUAUACACGACAUUGUUGCAAUUGCUAACUGUUCAAUGCUUUUAUUUUCGUUAUUCAUAAUACUUAGAUCUCCAAAAUCCAAAGAAUCCAAAGCGUAUCGGUAUAUGGCGUUCAGCCAGUACGGAGUACUGUUUGCUCUUUCUAUGAUCUGGUCCUUAGUAACUAAGUAUAACGUAGAUGUUAAAUACGGUGUCGCCUACACAGAAGGAGUUCUUGUUUUCACAAACUUUAAUGGUGGACAAGUUUAUGUGAUUCUAAUUUUCAUUUUUGGAAUGUUUUUGGUUUUGUUACAAACUGCUUAUCUCUUCCGAUUACGAGUCAUAGCUCAUCAAAAUCAUUUUGUUCAAAAUUCUAGAACGUUCUAUGGGUAUAUAGUAGUUAUAACUGUUUGUUUGGCUAUCUGUUCUCCGUUCACUUUUCUUUUUGCAUAUGUUUCAGACGUUACAGCUGAAGGAAACCCAAUCUCAACAUUCAGUCAGCAAGAAAUUGAAUUUUUGAUGAGCAGAAGAGUUAUAUGGUAUCCUUACAACAGAAUCACCAGCUAUCCUUACUUUCUCUCUUUUGGCUCUUCCUUAGUCUGUACUUCUCUGGUUCUCUUUUAUCUAAGCUGGGAAAUAGUUUCGGAGAUUAAGAAAAAAGAAAUCACAUCAUCAACAACAACUCUCAGAUAUUAUAAAAGAGUUUGGGUAAGCUUAACGAUACAGACAUUAGGCACUUUGAUAAUAAUGAUACCGGCGCCUCUAGCAGCAUUCAUUGAACUCGUUCUACCAGUUAACAUGUGUAUAACGCAGACUGCGGUUUGUUUUUUUGGAUGCUGUUUCGGUGUUAAUGCAACGCUUCUACUUCUUCUUAACGCAAAUUAUCGCCAAACUGUAACAGGUUUACUCAUCGAGACGGCUGUAUCGAAAACAACGUCUCAGUUCGUAAAAAUGAAAUCUCGAGUUAAUCCACAUUGA
Molecule: messenger RNA, 1011 nt
Organism: Auanema sp. JU1783
Lineage: Eukaryota; Metazoa; Nematoda; Chromadorea; Rhabditida; Rhabditidae
Source: the annotation of a GenBank genome assembly